UUUUCUCAGUUGCUUUUUAACUCUCCGGGGACUUUUUCCCCUCUCCUCCACAUGUAUAGGAGACUGGACUUAUGUAGAGUGAGAGCAGAGGCGGAGCUUCCUGCAAAGACUCACGGAGGACGCGACGGCGGGACGGAAGAGGCGGCGCGCUGGUUUGUUCUUCUGCCGGCAGAAUCGGAAGAAGUCAUCGUCGGCAUGGGCCGCAAGAAGAAGAAAGAGGGGCGCGAUGGGACUGCGGUGCUCCGGAAAGUCGUCUCUUUCGAUGAGAAGAGUCGACGGGACUUCUUGACAGGGUUUCACAAACGUAAGGUUGAGAGGAGGAAAGCCGCUUUGGAGGAAAUAAAGCGCAAACUGAAGCAGGAAGAAAAGAAGAUGAAAGAAGAGAGACAUAAAGAGUACAUGAAGAUGUUGAAGGAGAGAGAAGAAGCCUUAGAGGAAGCUGAUGAGUUGGAACAUUUAGUGACAUCUCAAACAGAAUCAGUGAGCUAUGAUCACCCAAACCAUACGGUCACUGUUACUACCAUCAGUGACCUGGAUCUUUCUGGUGCUCGUGUGCUGGGGCUAACUGAGAAUUUCUUCCCUCACGGCUUCUCUGCAUUCCCGUACUCAGAAAAAGAGGAAAAGAAAACAUAUCAGCCACAAACAAGGGACAAAGAGCGGAGGCCAAAACACAAGAACAGGACGAACAAGCAAGUCCCAGCGCCGGAAAAUGACGGGCAGGAGGAGGCAUGUCCAAGACUGAAUGGCUGACACAUGGACUAUUAAACUCUACUACUUGGCUUGGCAGAAGAUCAGUGUUAUUUGAACACAGUCAACACUUGGUUGGGAGCUAAGAAAUGUUGAGCUUAUACAAGUUAAGGAAACCUAAUCUUGAUUUGUGUAGGUCUCCUGCUGGGAAAGAUCUCUCUCAUUCAACUUCCCCUUAUUUGGGUGGACAAAGGCCCUUUUCCCCAGAGACAGAUUAGAUCCCUGAUUAAUAUCAUGUUUCCCAAGACUGGUGGAGACCACAUUUAUAAUUGCAUUCAAGUUCUGAUCUCCAUGCAAUAAUGUUUCAUGUAUUGGAUUCAGAAAAAGAAACAAGUAUAAAAGAGUAACUAUGGUCAACUAAAUGUUCUCCAUUUGUUGGGACAAACACCUAAAUAUUGUGCAACACAUCUGUCAAGUAUCAAGUUGGGUAAGGCUGGCACAGAUAAUAGCAAUAUUUUCUUCUUGUGCAUUUUUUUACUAUUAUUCAUAUUAAUUUUCAUCUCUUGAUGAGGAAACAUGUUUCUCAUAAAUCCUUGUGACAUAUGCCAACGAUUACAUCACCACUCGUAAACAAGCGCUGAAGAUAAAAGCAAUUGUUAACUUUUUGAAUUGUUUUUGCUCUCGUGGCAAAACACAGAAGCUGCCCCCAUUCCCAAUAGGUCCCAAGAAGUAACUUGUUGAUGCUUGCAGGAAAUGAAUCUAUGGAAGCAGUGGGAACGAAUCCAUAUCUACACUUAAAACUUCAUACCUGAUCUAUUAGCUGUCGGAGACUUUUUAAAAUGAUCAGGAUCCAAAUGUUUCUUUACGUGGAUCUAUAACUCUGCAUUUCAUUUUGUUUUUUGUUCUGAAAAGGCCCUCUCUCAAAGUGUUGGCUCUGUGUCUGAGCAUCAUUUAAUUACAGUACAUUUAAAUGUCAGAGCUUCUGCCAUUUUUAAUUCCUGAAUUAGAUCUCCAGAUCAAAAAGAAUUACGUACUGUUUUGCCUACCCAACAAAAGAACAGGAGGCAGGAAGAGAAUUGUCUGUAUUAUGUUCUAACAGCAGCCUGGAAAGUUGGGGAGACAGCCAGUGUAGAUGCUGUUGCUUGUGCCCUGGCAAUAAUCACACCAAACCAAAAGAUUUUUGAUCUAUUUGUAAUUGGUUGCAGAGCCCAGAACAACAGGGAAAGAACGCAUUAUGAUGGGGAAAUCAAAAGGGAGACAGGUGAGACCUGGAGGUCAAGCUGUAUACAUUAUGUGUCUCGUGGCCUCAGUCGUGUGAGGACUUUGAAAGGCAGCACUUGCUGGAUAAAGUAUUUUUUGCUCCUUAUUUUUGAAGGCUAAAUGCCAGAAACACUAGGUUCAUGGCAGUUGGGUGGUUACCUGUUUCUGAUUUCUCAGCUAUUGGAAAGCCUUCAAAAAAAAAAUUGGAUGGUACAAUCUUUUAAAGAAGAUACUUGCAUACCCACAUCCAGCUUUGACAAGUGUGCCAACUACUAUCCUAUAUCAACUAGGAUAGCCUAAUGUCAGUGCUCCGUGCCCAAGGAAAUUUUGGAUUUGAUUCCUCCAAUGAAUUCAUGAAGCUAUCUUGAAUUCAGCGCAAAAGCUGUAAACUGGUGCAGACGGCAUCUGCCUAAUUGUUGAGAUGGGUGGAUAUAAAGCCCAUGUUACACUAGUCCUGAAAGGGUCACACUGAUUGUGAUUACUGAACUGUACCUCCAGUGUUCAGAUUAAUUUGUAAAGUGGUAAGAAUCCAAGUAUUUAAAAGAAUAUUUCCUCCAACACUCCAAAAUUUCCAUUACAAUCAGGAAGGGAGGCCUUGGGUGGGUGGGGAGUGUCCUAUUAGUGGGUUUAGUUAAUAGUGUGAUGGGUAUAUUUUUGCAAUUUUUGGAAAAUCAUGACUCCAACCUCUGCCCAUCUCACUUUAUGCUAGCAAACUGCUUUUCCUGACCAUUCAUAGGAGUUGGUGGUGAAUUUAGGGUUAGUAUGUCUCCCUCCAAUGUCAUGUUGGAGCAAAGAAUCUAACCAUGUACCGAAUACAGUUCAUCACCAGGAACACAGGUGCAUCACCUAUAUUGGACACAUAGCAUAAAAUGAUUAGCCGCUAACACCUUGAGUGGACUUUGGUCAUACAAAGUACUCCAGCGUUAAACAUAGUAGAAGCCAGCACAAGAAACAAAUUGUUAGCAGGAAUAUCAUCUUGGAAUUAUUCCUGCAACACUUAAAACAAAUAGGCAGCCCACUGUCUCCAGUGAAUGUGGUUAAUGGGAGUUAGUCCAAACAUUUGGAGACCAGGUUGCUAACUUUGCUCUGAAGUACAAGCAACUGCCAGAUAGCUCAGCCCCACUUCUAUAACGGGGAUUGCAGGAAGACAGGAAAACACCAGACAAGUGGGGGGGGGGGAGGAUUUAGAGCCCUGCUGGAUCAGACCAAUUUCAGUAUCAUUCCAUCAGAGUUUCAGUAAUUAAGACAUGAGGUUUAUUAUUAAUAUUCUCACUGUUCUCCAAUAGACAGCAAUGAAAGGGAGGUUGCCUUUGAUCCUAAUUUCCAGAGAGUACAUGUACCUUGAAGUAGAAUUUUUGCAUUUCUUCCCUGCCUUCUUUGAAGAUUCCCCCCCCCAUCCCCAUUAAAUGUAUAGAUCAUUCCCUAUCCUGAUGCCAUCCAGAUGUGUUUGGAUUCUGGCUUCAGAAUUUUCAGCCAACAUGGCCAAAAUGUAUGAAGGAGGAUGCCAGACUGGAGAUAGCUGCUACAAUGGCUGGUGUUCUUAGAUGAGAUUAAGUUCUAAUUUUGGCUUUGUGUGUUGUAUGAGCAGAUAAUGGUGAAAUUGCUUGUAAUGCUUUAUGACUAGAUAUUUUUUUUGCUACUAUAGCAUAGAAUGGCAGGGUUUAUCAUUAUUUGGCUUGCUACAUCUGGGGGCCAUCCAUAAUUACUGUAUACUGUACUUAAAUGUGCAACAGAUUAGUUUUUCCUACUAAUAUGCAGAAGAGUAAGCUUGGGUGGUCUAGAAAGAGAUGCUUAAGCUUUGUUUUAAUCAAAAUUCCUCUUGUGUAGAAGGAAGAGACACAUAAUCCUGAUUAAUGAUGAUCCAACUACAGAGUGUUAAAAGAAAAGUUGUCAAGGGAGAGACCGGUUGAGAGAAAAGGGAGAAGACAUUGCUACACGGAUAAAUUGUAUAUGAGAGAUGAAAGAAACACAGAUAAUUGCAAUAGACUCUACUUUGUCAGCAACAGAGUGGUCAAUGCCUGGAAUGCUCCCCAUAACUUUAACCUUAGACUGUCUACUGUUGACCUCA
Thamnophis sirtalis is the source of this 4015-nucleotide messenger RNA. The record is from RefSeq and is a predicted model, not a curated record. NCBI's taxonomy places the organism in Eukaryota, Metazoa, Chordata, Lepidosauria, Squamata, Natricidae.